Messenger RNA from Serendipita indica DSM 11827, 1830 nucleotides. The record is from the annotation of a GenBank genome assembly. NCBI's taxonomy places the organism in Eukaryota, Fungi, Basidiomycota, Agaricomycetes, Sebacinales, Serendipitaceae.
AUGUCUGCAUCCCUUCCUGUAACCCCUCAAAGGCCACGAACAAUCCCAACCGUCUCGGCACCUCGUCGCAAUGUCGCUGGACAGCUGUUGAAGAAGACGGGCCUGAUUCGAGGCAACGGCGAGGAUGUAUCGAUGAAAGAGGCAUCGUCUUCGAAACCUCAGCAUCGCUCAAUGCGCUCUCGAACGACGAUGCAGGCCAAAGCGAUGGAGGCUGUCAAGGGAAAGGCCGCUUCGAUGGCAAUGCAGCGCUCAUCCGCGUCUGCUGCACGCGGUGAGACUCCGCCCACAACCAGAGGACCCGUUACAUCACGUAUUCCUAAGCGGCCUGUUGCCUCGGAGGCAUCCGUGGUCGAGACGUGGAAAAAGGUUGUAUCCAAGCGAUAUAAUGCACAGAAUCUUUUCCUGAACCUAGAUAACCUUGCUGUGGACGAGGAUCUUGCCAAAGCCAAGAUUACAAUUACCAAGACAAGGGAGUCUAGGGAGGUGCAUGUAAUUAUGAAGAUUGCCUCCCAGCUUGACCCACCACCAAUCACUAUUUCCAUUGCCAACAACGGCUUUGAUGGUUCUGUCAUCUUCGGGGCUCUCAAUCGAUGGCUUCCGAAUGUUGUCAACCUCUCGCUUAUAGGAAAUAAAGUGAGGAGUUACAGAGAUAUGGAAAUCUUUGGUGGACCCAAAUGGAUCUUGAAGAAGCUGAGAGAGAUUAUUCUCCUCGAGAACCCACUGCACGAGACCGCAGUGACAGAUGGCAAAGUUGAAUUAUAUCGGAACGAAAUUGCAAGAAAGUUUCCGUCUCUCGAGAUAUUGGAUAACAUUCCUCUGCCUCACAUCAAGUAUGGUGUUGCACCCACCACUCCACGAGUACCUCUAGUGCCCCAACCUGCACGCUCAUUCCCCACGCCUAUGCGUCCCAGCGCGGUGGCACCCGAGAUUGGAGCGUUUAUUUCCAACUUUCUGGAAAGUUUCUUGGACAAAUUUGACAAUAGCCGGCCAUCGCUUCAUACUGUCUAUACCCCCCAAUCAACAUUCUCGUUUUCCUAUGAUUCGACGAUUCCUCCGCAAGCGAGGCAGCGUGGGUUCAUGUACAAGAUGCCGAACCAGCGAAAGCUCGAUUGGAAAGCAUGGCACGGCGCGGGUAGUCGCAACCUGAUGAAGACGCACAAUUCGCUUCAAGACGCUCGAGAUAAACUAUACACGGGAGCAGACGAUAUCGUCGUCGGUCUGAGCACGUUGCCGACCACCAAACACAUUGUCACCGAGGGAGAAAAAUUUGUUCUAGACGUAAUGCAACUAGAUGUUGGCGCAGGGCCUCAGCUCCUCGUUACCGUUCAUGGCGAAUUUGUGGAAGAACCCGGCACUAUUGACGGCAUUCGGUCUUUUGACCGGACAUUGAUACUCGCCCCAGCGCCUGACAACUCGGUGGCGAAGAUAAAUGGCUGGGAGGCGGUAGUCAUCUCUGACCAGCUCAAUAUCCGGGCAUACUCCUCGCAUGACAGCUGGACAAUUGGGCCUCUUUUGACACAGCAAGAGGAGGCGGAGGCUGUUAUCUCUGCAGGUCCAUCACAGACCAGGUCAGAAAACCCCUCCGCAGCGAUGUCGGAUGUCACUGGGUCUGGACCUGGUGAGGUCCUACACCCGCUCCUUGUUGACUUGGCUGAUUCUCAACGCGCGGCAAUGACCCAGCUGAAAGCAAUGACCGGCCUCAAUUAUCAGUACGCAAUGAUGUGUCUCGAAGCCAACGGGUGGGAUAUAGCUCAGGCCAAGUCAAACUUUGACGAACUCGUCAACUCUAUCCCGCCGCAGCUCCCUCCGGAAGCCUGGAUUGAGUCCUAG